AUGUCUGUCGUGUCGCUCCUGGGCGUCAAGGUGAACAACAACCCUGCCAAGUUCACCGACAAGUACGAGUUUGAGAUCACUUUCGAGUGCCUCGAGCAGCUCGAGAAGGAUCUCGAGUGGAAGCUCACCUACGUUGGAUCUGCCACCUCCGAUCAAUGGGACCAAGAACUCGACUCCCUCCUCGUCGGCCCCAUCCCCGUCGGCGUUAACAAGUUCAUCUUCGAGGCCGACGCCCCCAACACCUCACGCAUCCCCGAGACCGACAUCCUUGGCGUUACUGUCAUCCUCCUGACCUGCGCCUACGAUGGACGAGAAUUUGUUCGAGUUGGCUACUACGUCAACAAUGAAUACGACUCGGAGGAGCUCAACGCGGAACCUCCAGCCAAGCCCAUCAUCGAGCGGGUGAGGCGAAACGUUUUGGCAGAGAAGCCCCGAGUGACUCGCUUUGCCAUCAAGUGGGAUUCCGAGGCUUCUGCUCCUGCCGAGUUCCCCCCCGAGCAACCUGAGGCCGAUCUUGUCGCUGACGGCGACGAAUACGGUGCAGAGGAGGCCGCAGAGGAAGCUGCCGAGGCGGAGGCUGCGGCCAAGGCCAAGAACGGAGAGGACUCCGAGAUGGCUGGUGUGGAGAAUGAGACAGAGACCGCCCAGGAAGAGGACGAGAUGUCUGAAGACGGCAGUGUCGACAUCGAGGGCGAGAGCGAGGAUGAGCUCGAAGAGGAGGAGGCCGAGGGUGAAGGUGAGGGACAGGGUGACGACGCCAUGGAGGUUGACGGCGCCGAGAAGCCCGCAGCGCCGGCGGCCAAGCCCGUCACUGUGGCGUCCUAG
Fusarium falciforme is the source of this 825-nucleotide messenger RNA. RefSeq names its product Histone chaperone. The transcript has 4 exons. Gene Ontology annotation, cellular component: nucleus. NCBI's taxonomy places the organism in Eukaryota, Fungi, Ascomycota, Sordariomycetes, Hypocreales, Nectriaceae. Gene Ontology annotation, molecular function: histone binding. Gene Ontology annotation, biological process: nucleosome disassembly; DNA replication-dependent chromatin assembly; nucleosome assembly. Bases 1 to 825 code for a protein of 274 amino acids. The record is from RefSeq and is a predicted model, not a curated record.